Messenger RNA from Opisthorchis viverrini, 819 nucleotides. RefSeq lists its product as hypothetical. The transcript is spliced from 5 exons. The coding region runs from base 1 to 819 and encodes 272 amino acids. The record is from RefSeq and is a predicted model, not a curated record. Lineage: Eukaryota; Metazoa; Platyhelminthes; Trematoda; Opisthorchiida; Opisthorchiidae.
AUGAGACGUGGUAAACACCCACUUUACUAUGUGACUAACUUGGAUACUGAAAGACAUUUAAAGUUGGAGACACGCGAUCCUGAUAAGAGACUUGCUGAGAACUCUUCGACAGCUCAUUACCGGGUUUGGCCUUCUUCAGGCUCAUUAGGUAGACGUAGCUUGCAGUUUUAUCUCAACGCUAUGUUUUAUUUGAACCAAAAUUGGACAGAAUUCGACAGAUAUUCUAAUUUGCACACGAACGUGGUAUUUACAGCACCCUUUCGGUGCCUAGCUGCCAUGCCACCCGAAGGUUGCACGAGGGUUGGGAUACUGCCAGGUUGCCCAAGUCUAGACAGGGGAAGUCGAGAGGCAGAGGUCGGUUUUGAACCAUGGACCUUCCGGUCAGUAAAUUCGCGCUCUAACCCUUGGAUCAUCUCGCACCAACGAUUAGUAUCAAGUGUUUCUAAUAAAAAAACGAGUGGUUGGUGCCUACUAGAAACUGGGAUACGCAGUUUUCUUCCAAAAAAAAAUGAUCUCAAGCACCAAGGUCACUCGAUACUCAGUCGCAUACUCACAGGGAGGACUGCCUCAGAAGUUCCUGAACAUAAUGCGUUCUUUGUAUUUUUAGAUUUCCGAAAGUGUGUGAAUAUACGGAGAGCUCUCCAAAAGCUUCUGCACACAAAGCAGUUGAUCGAUGAGAUGAUGAGACGCACUCUGGAAGGUCUUCAAGACCCUGGUGUUCAAAUACCCUCUGACGAAAAACUUGCCCACCUGGAAUAUGCAGACGACACCGUUGUCGUCUUCGAAGGGGAGAAGGUGCAGUUGCUUUGGAUGAACUAA